UCAUACAAGCCUACGAAUGUUUUACAUUUCAUCAAUAUUUUUCUUAUUUAUUGUUUCUUCUUCAUACGCCAUAGAUGUUGAGCUAAAUUUUAACACUAACGUGAACUUAAGUGUGUUGAAUUUUCCUUUUAAUUAAAUAUGCUUUCUUUCAUAAUUUGUUAUCAAAAAAUGUUAUUACUGCAUAUUUGAAUAUUUGAUUUUAAAAAUUAAAAUAGGAUAGAGUUUAUGAGAUGGGGAGUAACAAACAAGAAGUUCAAGAGGUCAAUUCUUGCAGAAGAAGAAAGGAGUGUUGCUGUUCAGAAGUAAAAUUCCCAGGGCAGCCAUGGAAAAUAGGUCGCCGGAGAAGACGAGGCUCAACAAGAUGCUUCGAUUCCGCUAUCAUUCUUGCUGCAACGAUCUUGGCGAAAUCGUAUAGUUCUUCGUUCGAAUCAUCGAGGGAAACCAUAUACUCGGACAUAUCACAUGGCUCCUCCAUGUUCGCCGGUUUCUGGGCAGCAAUCGCGACCUCGAACCCUAACCCUAACUUUUAUUCCGGGUCUACCGAACGAUUUGGCGGCUUUGAUUUUGUUGUUCGUCCCUUACUCCCAUCAUUCGCGCUUGAGAUCUGUAUCCAAGUCCUGGAGACUGCUGUUCUCAUCCAGAACCAUCAUCUCUCUGCGCCGGAAGCUUCUCUCGCCUCCCAGACUCUCCCAUUUGCUGUGUAUAUUCCCGGAAGAUCCUUCAAUUACAUCUCCGUGUCUGUUCGAUCCCCGGAAUCUCUCCUGGUGCUUGCUACCCCCCAUGCCGUGUAACCCUCAUGUCUAUGGUCUCUGCAAUUUCACAUCGAUAGCUGUUGGGCCCCACUUGUAUAUCCUCGGCGGGUCUCUUUUCGAUACGCGGACAUUCCCACUGGAUGUCCCGUCCCCGUCAUCCUCUGCAUUUCGGUUCGACUUUUCUGCUUCGUUGUGGGAGUCUCUGUCCCCCAUGAUCACACCCAGGGGCAGCUUCGCAUGUGCUGCAAUCCCUAAUUCUGACAAGAUUCUGGUUGCUGGGGGUGGUUCAAGGCACAACGUGUUUGGGGCUGCUGGAAGUAGCUUGAGCUCUGUGGAGAUGUACGAUAUCGGAAAGGAUGAGUGGGUCCCGUUGGAUGGGUUGCCGGGGUUCCGUGCAGGAUGCGUGGGAUUCUUUGUAGGCCAAGGGGAGGAAGAUCGAGAGUUCUGGGUGAUGGGUGGGUAUGGGAAUUCAAGAACGAUAUCGAAUGUCCUCCCCGUGGAUCAGUACUACAAGGACGCUGUGGUGAUGGAAUUGAAGAAUGGCGGGAAGUGGAAGGAGAUUGGGGAUAUGUGGGAAGAAGGAGAGAGGGGCAGGCUUGGGAAGAUUGUUGUUGUUGAGGGUGACGACUUCGAUGCUCCUGCUGUUUUUAUGCUGGAAGAAAGUAACAUUUUCAGGUACCAGAGGAGCCCGAACCGGUGGUUGAAAGAAACCAGUUUACCCAAGAAAACCGCCGAUGACAAAUCAGUUGGGUUUGUUGGUUUGGACGGCGAGCUAUAUGUGAUGACCUUUCUGAGUGGGACCAGUGCAGCUCAGUCCCAUACUUCAAGGCAGCAUAAGAGCCCAUCACCCAUAUUGACACAAAUUUAUCAUCCAAAGAAGAAGUCUUGGAGAUUAUUCACUUCGAAACCGCCCUUUAACCAUUCGCUGGAUUUCAGCACUGCCAUUCUGUGUUCGAUUCAUCUCUAGACGCAAAUCUGGAUUCCGUUACAAUGCUCUGGUACGACUAUGGUGUAUAUGUUGCUUGGACUAUAUAGUUCUCAUUUUUUGCGAUGUUGUGCCUCGUACGUGUUUGUGUAUGUACAAUUAUACAUACUCUAGUGCAUAUAUCUUGAUGACAAUAAUGGAAAAGAAAGUGUUUUCUUAGUGAAUAUUUAGUGGAUAAAUUCAUUUGGGGGGG
Molecule: messenger RNA, 1930 nt
Organism: Cuscuta campestris
Lineage: Eukaryota; Viridiplantae; Streptophyta; Magnoliopsida; Solanales; Convolvulaceae
Source: the annotation of a GenBank genome assembly